Cyprinus carpio (common carp) is the source of this 893-nucleotide messenger RNA. Its product is annotated as vitelline membrane outer layer protein 1-like. The coding region runs from base 142 to 765 and encodes 207 amino acids. The transcript has 5 exons. The record is from RefSeq and is a predicted model, not a curated record. NCBI's taxonomy places the organism in Eukaryota, Metazoa, Chordata, Actinopteri, Cypriniformes, Cyprinidae.
GCUCUAAAAGAAUCAGAUUCUACUGACAGAUAGUUCAGAAAGGUUUCCUGUUCUGGAUUUGAAGAAUCCAUUCUUUUGAGGAGUUUUGAUUUGCAAACAGAAUCGUUUUCAUCAGUAUCUUGAUCCAUCAGUUCUGCAGCAAUGCAUCACUUCAUUUCUGUGAUGAUUUCACUGCUAGUCAUUACUGGGCUGCAGGGGAGCGUCGAGUCCGUAAGAAGACGUAUGAAGCGAAGUUCUGACCGAUAUUACAGAUCGGAGCUGACCGUGCCGAAUGGAGGGGGCUGGGGGUCGUGGGGUCAGAGGGAAAUGUGUCCAGCUGGAACGUACGCCGCAGGAUUCAGUCUAAGGGUGGAAGAUCCUGUUGGUCGAGAGGAUGACACUGCACUCAACGGGAUUCGUCUUCACUGCAUUGAAUCUAAAGCUUUAUCAGACUUGUAUCGCAGCUACUCCACAGUUCAGUCAGAUGUAGGCAGCUGGGGUCGGUGGACAGAGAUCAAAUGGUGUCCUUCUGGAUUCUUGACUGCUUUUCAGCUGAGAGUUGAACGCUCUCAAGGAGAUGGUGACGAUACGGCCGCAAACAACAUCAUGUUCAGAUGCAGUCAAGGGACUUUACAGGGUGACUGCACAAACUGGGGCGAUUGGGGCACCUGGAGUCUAACAUGUGAAGGAAAAGGGAUUUGUGGUCUCAAGACACGGAUAGAAGUGCCUCAAGGACGAGGAGACGACACCUCUCUCAAUGAUGUGAUCAUGUACUGCUGUGACUAAGGUGUUUGAGGACGACAACAAGAACAGAAGAUCAGAUGCAUCAUAAUUGAUUGGCAUACUGUUAUGAGCUCACAUGAACAGUGUCAUACAACAGCUAAUCAAAAAUUAAAACUUGAGAUGUGAUGCUG